This is a messenger RNA of Gastrolobium bilobum, 1311 nucleotides long. RefSeq names its product probable choline kinase 2. The record is from RefSeq and is a predicted model, not a curated record. Gene Ontology annotation, cellular component: cytoplasm. Gene Ontology annotation, biological process: phosphatidylethanolamine biosynthetic process; phosphatidylcholine biosynthetic process. Bases 1 to 1311 code for a protein of 436 amino acids. NCBI's taxonomy places the organism in Eukaryota, Viridiplantae, Streptophyta, Magnoliopsida, Fabales, Fabaceae. Gene Ontology annotation, molecular function: choline kinase activity; ethanolamine kinase activity. The transcript is spliced from 8 exons.
AUGGGUGCAGCUCAAGAUCCUAUAAAUGACAGAGUUGGUGGUGAAGAAUAUGCUGAUAAUAUCAAAGCUGGUGAUGCAGAAACCCCUCUAAAAGACAAAGCAGAAGCUAUAGAGAAUCCUGUAAAGAAUGAUGCAGAUGCUUUGGAAAAUGAUGCAGACAAGGUUGAUUGUAUUCCAGGUGAAGUAAAGGAGAUAUUGAAAUCAUUGGCCAGUAAGUGGGAGAAUGUACUAGAUGCAAAUGCAUUGCAGGUGAUCCCUCUUAAGGGGGCAAUGACAAACGAGGUAUUCCAGAUAAAAUGGCAAACAAUAGCAGGGGAAUCAUCACGAAAGGUUCUAGUUAGACUUUAUGGUGAGGGCACAGACAUUUUCUUUGAUAGGGAGGGUGAGGUCCGAACAUUUGAAUUCAUUUCAAAGAAUGGACAGGGACCUCGUUUGCUACGAAGGUUUGCAAAUGGUCGCAUUGAAGAAUUCAUCCGAGCACGGACAUUAUCAGCGUCGGAUCUGCGUGAUCCAUCUAUUUCUGCUCUUGUAGCUGCCAAAAUGAAGGAGUUCCAUGAUCUUGACAUGCCUGGUCCAAAGAAUGUGAACCUUUGGGAUAGAUUGCGAAAUUGGCUUAUUGAGGCCAAGCGCUUAGCUUCUCCCGAAGAAGUUCAAAAAUUUCAUUUGGACACAAUGGACAAGGAAAUCUCUAUUUUGGAAAAGGAACUAUCAGGCACUCACCAACGCAUAGGGUUUUGCCACAAUGAUUUACAAUAUGGUAACAUAAUGCUUAAUGAAGAGACCAAUUCUGUGACCAUGAUAGAUUAUGAAUAUUCAAGUUAUAAUCCUGUGGUAUAUGAUAUAGCAAACCACUUCUCUGAGAUGGCUGCCAACUAUCAUACGGAAACCCCACAUAUUCUUGACUUCAGUAAAUAUCCUGAUUUGGAGGAGCGUCAAAGAUUUGUGAAGACAUAUUUGAGCUCUUCAGGUGAACAACCUAGUGACAGUGAAGUGGAGCAGCUACUUGAUGAAGUUGAGAAGUAUACACUUGCAAAUCAUCUAUUAUGGUGCUUGUGGGGAAUAAUUUCGGAGCAUGUAAACAAUAUUGACUUCGACUACAUGGAGUAUGCGAGACAGAGGUAUCAAGAGUAUUGGUCAAGGAAAAGUUAUCUUUUGAGCUCUGAUGAGUCUUCCCAAGAUAAUGUGACUGAAGGUAAUAAUGGAAAGGAAGUAUUGACUUCGACCACCAGCGGAAAAACAGUGAAGAAACCUCGUGUCUUCAGGAAGUUGAAGAAACUUUUUGGUCUCAGUUUAUUCAGAUCGAAACACUAG